Branchiostoma floridae (Florida lancelet) is the source of this 2084-nucleotide messenger RNA. RefSeq names its product hepatic lectin-like. NCBI's taxonomy places the organism in Eukaryota, Metazoa, Chordata, Leptocardii, Amphioxiformes, Branchiostomatidae. The transcript is spliced from 5 exons. The record is from RefSeq and is a predicted model, not a curated record. Bases 1 to 942 code for a protein of 313 amino acids.
AUGACAGAACGAGAAAAACCCGCCCCUGGCCCGCUUGCUGCCGGGUCCGGCGCCGGUGGCCAUGUCUGUGAGCCGCCGUCGCCUCAGAACACUUCACCAAGCGGGAGGGAUGGUGACAACGAAUUCCAAAAUCGGAGGGAAGGGCUAGAGGCGUCUUCAAACACGGGAGACAACGAACUUCAGGGGGCUCCACUCGAAAAUCCCGUGGAGAGGGCUGAAAUUGAGCAAACUGGUGAAGGAAUCGGACCCCAGGUCGACUUACCUCGACACACAACGGAGACGACUGCAGAUCGAACGGAUGAUGAUGGAGCGAACGAAGGUCGUAGUCUUAAAAACUUCAUCCGCGCCCAUCGCAGCUGCAUGGUUGCUGUGGUUGUGAUCCUGACCAUUAUGGCACUCACUACGGUGAUUCUUAUCAUCAAAAUGGAAAUUUCACAACUCUCUGUUGCUGUUGCCGCGUUGAGCAAUAUGGACAUCAAGGUGAACCCCAUCGUCAGUUAUGAGAAGAUGGAAAAGACGCUAGUGCUUUGUCCUAAAGGUUACCGCGAGUUUCGCGGCAUCUGCUACAAGGACUUCAAGGCAGCCAAGACCUUCAGCGAGGCGGCAACAGCCUGCCUGUUCGAUGGAGGCACCCUGGCUCAGCCUAAAGACGCCGACAUCAACGCCUUCCUCGUCUCCUUGCACGAUCCGGAGGAUGAAUUUGACCGGUUCUGGUUUGGGCUGCACGAUCGGCGGCAAGAGGGAAGCUUCGAGUGGGUGGACGGCACUCCGCUUGGGAAGUACAACUCGUGGGGUCAGGGGCAGCCGGAGGACCGAACUGGCAUUGAAGACUGCGUUGGUUACAUAUACAUCAAUGGGCAAACAUCGUGGUUCGACUCCACGUGUACUUUUAAACGAAGCUUCAUCUGCCAGGUUACUCCAGGAAAGAAUACUAUGGAAUAGAUGAGGCGUGGCUUCAGGAAAGAAACACCUUUUCGACAGAAAGCACCACUCAAGAUCAUGAUGACCGCUACUGCAUGCCUUUAAGACGAACCCAAACAAAAUUUGACAAUGCAUCAAUUAAAUCUAUCAAAGGAUCAGAUUUGCAAGUCAUUGGUGAGAUUCACAUUUUAAAAAUGUUCCUUUGUUUUCGUUUCUUUUCUUAUUACAAAUGCGUGUAACACAAUUCAAUCUUACUCACACAGUUCAGUAAUGGCUGAUGAACUUUUGCAAUAGUAUUUUGUUUCGCUCUAUGGAUGGACAUGUAUUGUUCAAUUUAAAUGUCAUAUGUUUGAGAGAUGAAAACGCCUCUGCCCCUAAGCCGUUGCCAAAAGUUACACUCCAAGGGCUUCAGUCAGAGACCAGCUGCAGCAUGUUGUAAAAAGCCCUAAGGGCUGACGUCAGAGUUGCGUUGCGCAGUAGAGGGCACAAAAUGGGAAUACAAUUUGGAUGUGAUUUACAAUCCUUGAAAAUCCUUCUUUUCUUGAAAAAUCUUGCCCAAUCUGGAGACUUUUUGUGUUAGAAGGGACAGCUGUAGGGUCUAAGCUUUCCUGUUUGGGUCAAAAUUUGUUCAGUUCAGCAGUUUAGCUGGUGUAAGAACAGGUUUUCGUCAUAGGGUGCUACCGGUUGUAUCAGGAGGGAACUGGGGUCAAAGGUGAGGUUCCUUUUAUAGAGCGAGCUUUUCUCGGAGAAUGAGCAAACAACGCACUGUUUUCUUUCAGUAGCUAUAGACUAGACCCAAGUGACUUUCUUGCAGAGAAAAAAAAAAUUAAGAUUGAAAUAUGGGUUAGUACUUGAGGUAGCCUUUAUUCAGUGUAUUUUAACAUGCUUUCCUAUGGACAGCCCCAACUUUGACGAUUCUGCUCUAUAUACAUUCAAAAGCGCAUGCACAAGUCAAAGGUAAAGCCCACUGGUUUGAAAACAGUGUUCUAAACCCUGCAUUGUACAGGCCAAGACAUUGCAUCCCUCCGUUGAUUUUUAUAACAAUAUCAAAAUAAAAUACUUGUUUUGUUUAUGUCUUAGGGGCCUUCACCUUUACCCAUACAUGCAUGGUUGGAUAGACAAAAUUUGAAAAGGGUCUAUGUCACGAAGGCUAUGGAUUGGAU